Messenger RNA from Musa acuminata subsp. malaccensis (wild Malaysian banana), 1343 nucleotides. Its product is annotated as MYG1 protein C694.04c. NCBI's taxonomy places the organism in Eukaryota, Viridiplantae, Streptophyta, Magnoliopsida, Zingiberales, Musaceae. The record is from RefSeq and is a predicted model, not a curated record. Gene Ontology annotation, cellular component: nucleus; cytoplasm.
GACGCUUGGGCUGAACACUGUGUGUCUUGAGCGGUUCAAAUCCCGUCCCCAGACGAGAAGCGGCUGCGCUAUGUCGACGAUCCGGGGGUGGUGGUGGCGGCGGCAGCCGGUGGUGUCGUGGUGCCGAACCUAUUGCGCCUCUCCCGUAGCUGCUCCGAGGAAUCCCAGGGCGCCUCCGGCCUUCUCCACCGCUUCCCCCGGCCCGGGAUCCAAGAGGGUCGGCACCCACAACGGCAGCUUCCACUGCGACGAGGCACUCGGCUGCUUCAUGAUCCGCCUCACCAGCAAGUUCUCUGGCGCCGAGAUCGUCCGAACGAGAGACCCUCAGCAACUUGAAAAUUUAGAUGCAGUGCUCGAUGCUGGUGGUGUUUAUGAUCCUACUCAAGAACGAUAUGAUCAUCACCAAAAAGGAUUUAGUGAGGUUUUCGGUCAUGCUUUCAGCACCAAGCUCAGUAGUGCUGGACUUGUCUAUAAGCAUUAUGGCAAGGAAAUAAUUGCAAAGGAGCUUCAGCUUGAUGUUGAACACGAAAACGUGCAAUGUGUAUAUCUUGCUGUGUAUAAAAACUUCAUUGAGGCAAUUGACGCCAUUGAUAAUGGGAUCAAUCAAUAUGACACUGACCAGCCUCCAAAAUAUGUAAAUAACACACAUCUUUCUUCAAGAGUUGGUAGUCUGAAUCUUGAGUGGGUAGAUUCUGAUCACUCAUCUGAGGAGGAGAAUGCAGCUUUUCAGCAGGCAAUGAUGCUUGCUGGUGGUGAAUUUUUGGAGUGUGUGAGGUUUCAUGCUAGAUCCUGGUUACCUGCAAGAUCCAUUAUUAAUAAAUGUCUAACCUCGAGAGGAAAUGUAGAUCCCAGCGGGGAAAUUAUUGUUUUGGAUAGAUUUUGCCCUUGGAAACAUCAUCUAUUUGAGCUUGAAAAGGAACUGAAAAUAAAUCCUCCCAUCAAGUAUGUUAUUUAUCAGGAUGAGAGGAGCAAGAACUGGCGUGUGCAUGCCGUCGCGAUUUCUCCGGAAAUGUUCGAGAGCCGACAGCCUCUUCCACAGUGCUGGAGGGGCUUGAUGGACGAUGAGCUGUCGGAGAGGUCCGGCAUCCCUGGUUGCCUCUUUGUCCAUAUCAGUGGAUUCAUUGGUGUAAAUCAAACCUACGAGGGAGCACUGGCUAUGGCAACAACCGCUCUCACAACACCGUCAUGACUGAAAGAAACCAUUUACAUCUCACAACACCUUGUCGUUUUGCUUUUUAUUUAAAGCUAGUUUUGGGGUUGAACAACAAAUACAGGAGAAUUGGAAGAUCCUGAGACAUUAAAAUUCAAAAGAGCAAACUUCUCAAAGCAGUUUAUGCUCAAUA